AUGCCGGGUGCUGUCGUCGGAAAUGCUACGAGAAUCUGGGAGUUGAACGUCCACUGGGCUCUGCAUAGCCAGUGUGGCAUAUGGGAUCCCAGAGGGCGCGGUGUGGAUAUCUGGGAGUGUAUACGAGAUCAUGACUCGACUCCCGGAACUCAGCCUCCCAAUGUCUUGUACUGGCGAUACGUCGCGCGAAGAUGA
This is a messenger RNA of Psilocybe cubensis, 195 nucleotides long. RefSeq lists its product as uncharacterized. Bases 1 to 195 code for a protein of 64 amino acids. Lineage: Eukaryota; Fungi; Basidiomycota; Agaricomycetes; Agaricales; Agrocybaceae. The record is from RefSeq and is a predicted model, not a curated record. The transcript has 3 exons.